AUGGAGCAAAAAUCCCUCAAAAUAGAAGAAGAUGGCAAGUUCUUCAACAGGCUAAUCUCCAAAGAAAAAGCCUCAUUAUCAUCAUCAAACAGUACUUCUUCUCAUCAUUACUAUGGUGGAGCUUCAGGUUCUGUUCCAUUCAUGUGGGAGUCUCAACCUGGAACACCAAAACAUUUCAUCUUUGAUAAUUCAUCUCUAAUUCCUCCUCUAACACCUCCACCUUCAUACAACUCCAAAUCUUCAAUGCAAAUGCAAAUGAUGAACAGCAAAAAGUCAAAGAAAACAUGUUUGACCAACAUUUUCUUGUCCUGGAAAAAUUUUAAGUCCUCCACAUCGUCACAUGUCUCACCAACUGCUUCUUCAAUGCCUUAUGCAUCAUCAUCAUCAUCCAAUUCUUCUUCAUGGUCUUCAAGUUCUAUCAAGUCCAAGAAUCAUCAACAUCAGCAGCAUCAUCGUAGUCGUCAAUAUCGAUGUUGUUUCAUCAAGAUCAGGUCGCAGAUCCGCCUAAAUGAUUAG
Messenger RNA from Tripterygium wilfordii, 516 nucleotides. RefSeq names its product YLP motif-containing protein 1. Lineage: Eukaryota; Viridiplantae; Streptophyta; Magnoliopsida; Celastrales; Celastraceae. Bases 1 to 516 code for a protein of 171 amino acids. The record is from RefSeq and is a predicted model, not a curated record. The transcript is spliced from 2 exons.